UUUUGCGACAGCGACUGGUGCUUUUGGCCACUUCAUUGAUGAUUCUUGUCAUUUUUUUUGUUAGGCCUGGGCCCUCGAGGUUUAGCUCAUCGUAAUGUUGGCUGUAUCAACACCAUAUUGGACGCCAUAUUUUAAUGAUAGUUGAGGCGAUUCAGUCAUUAGAAGUAUUGGACUUGAAGAUUGUCGACGCAUAAUUCGUUGGAGAUGAUGAAUAUCAUACCCAGUGGCCAAUGCCGAAUCAGGCAUAGACGCACGUUAAAAGAAAGCUAAAUUAUCACCUGGCAGCCGAACAAGUAAAUUAUACUGAGAAGGAGCAUGCUGAUGGAUGUUGACCCUGCCGAACCCGAUCGGUCGGGAAGUGGUCGAAUUCUAGGUGCGUCAAUAACUGCGACACCACUGGCAGCUGCAGGAGCAGGCGAACGGAUGAAGAAAACAAUUUCGACAGAUGACCUCCACGAAGUAGACCAGGAGGUACAACUAAAAACAUCAUCUUCAUCACAAGACCCGCAACAAGUGCCUGUAGAACCCCUGCCGCGAUGGGUGUUGCUUCUCCUGGGCAUCAGCGGGAUGAUCGGGUACAACGUAACCGCGAUGUGCAUUCCCACAAUGUCCGACGAGACUUUUCAGAAGCAAACGCAGUGGGGCGACCUGGUGUCCCUCUUUCGCGCGGUGGGCAACGUGAUCGGCGCUGGCUGGACGUUUUUCUGCACCCGCAAGGAGUUGCCGCUGCUGCUCAACUGGCACAUCGCCACGACCGUGCAGGCGGGGUGCUACUUGGUGCUGGCGGUCCUCGUUGCCUACGCGAAUGUAUUGCCGAGGCUGGCGGGGCUAGUAGUAGGGGAUCAUGAUGAGCAAGGUACUAUCGCUGGUGCCUCCACGACGUCAACAAAAUCUUCGACUAUCCGAACGAUUGACCUCAUCGCCGGGUCGGGUUUCGCGCUGAUCCUGAUCGCCGGCAUUGGUUCUGCGGUGCUGAACGCGACCAUGAUCGGGUUCGUGUCCCGUCUGAAGGAUCCGAUGGGCUGCUACUGUUUCAGCGUCGGGCAGGGCCUGGCGUCGCUCGCGAUCGCGAUCCUGGGCUUCAUGGUGCAAAGCAUCACCAACCCGUGGGCGCCAGUCGGGUGCUUCGCCUUCGUCGCGGUUUUUCUCUUCGCGGGGUUUGCGCUGGGCCUCAGCUUUUUCCUCCGCAACAGAGUCCUGCAGGAAUAUUUUGACGGCAGCAGGAGGUGGCUCUGUGGACGACGACGAAAGCGGGGGGACACUACCUGUAGUAGAAGUACUGGGAAAAGCAAGAUAAGUGGCACUUCUGGUCGUGUUUUUGAAAUCACAUUGACGAGGGACGAAUCAGAAACUGCUGCUCCUCUGAGCAGUUCUCCGAGAGCUAUGAAAAACCGUGAAGGUGGUGACCCAUCAACUAAACUACACUUCUCUCCUGAAGUUGACAUCGCCAGCGACGGUGAUCAAGAGCCGGAAUUUCUUUUGGACAAAAACUACACACUACGAUCUCGGUCCAGAUCGGAGUCAGGGUGCGCAGACCACACGGAGGUGCCCCCUCUAUAUGAAAAUAAAACAACUUCUGCAGGCCAGCUUCUUGACGGUGGCGCGGAGGGGACGACAAUAACGGAUCGGGAAAAAGCAACGCUUCUUGAAAAACCAGCACUUCUCAGAAAAGAUGACGAGAUGAGUGCCACUAGCUUCCAUCAAAAUUAUGAUACUCUUAAGAAUACCGCUGACGGAACAACAAGAUCGGUUGUAGCGAACAAGCCCGAGGACACCACGCUGGAGACAACAGAAGCAGCCUCACUUGAAGAUCAGCCGCGUCGCUCGAUUUGGGCGAUUUUUUGCGACGCGAGUUUGCUGAUUUUCGCGAAAUUUUUCAACAUGAUGGUGCUCAUGAUGGUGUUUCCUGUGUUGUGCAGUCAAACACUGCCACAGCUUCCGUCGGAUCUGCUUUUCGGGUCGCAAACAGCAUCUUCAAAUGGAACCAACGCACUACAACCACAGCCUGCAACAGCCCUGACGCCGGAGCAGCAACAGCAGAAGCAGGACCUGAUCCUGUCGUUCAAAACGCGGUUGAUCGUUACUGUAGCCCUCGCCGACGUGACCGGCCGCGCACUGUGCAGCGUGAUUGCCAAGGGCUGUGAGUAUUGCUUCUGCUGUCACGACCGAAAGAAGCGCAGGGAUGAAGAUGCUGGUGGGAAUGAGGAAGCAAUUAUAGACGCACCAAAAUGCAACAGCGACGAGCAGGAGGUGGACCCGCUUCUAGUACACCGACCUCCAAAUUUUGAUUUGGAGGCGCAGCAAACUCGAGGUGGCAUGAGGUCCUCGCUCGACAAGCAGCAGCAGAGGCUUAUUUUGCAAGACGACAGAGCCGGCUCAGAAGAUGCACCAGAUCUCGAGCUGGGCCCAGAGGUCGUUGCAGACAUGGAAAUACAGGAUCAAGACACCGCAAAUAUUGAAGAUAAACCACCUUCAGCCCCCUCCUCGUCCAGCACCCGCCCGUCUCUCUUCUACCAGCUAGUUCUGCUUUCCGCUGCGUUGCUCCGCGGCAUCGGGUUCAUCCCUCUACUAUUGCACGUUCGAAACACGAGUCGGGCGCAGCUCGAGCAGCAGGAGGCUCCCGCCCCGGAAGUACUACAACUGAAUAGCAACGACCCCGUAAGCACAACUACUUCAGAUCUAGACCACAAUAUUUUCAAUCAGGACUGGUUCAAAUUCGCCGCCUUCGCCUGUUUCGCUGUCGUCGGCGGGGCCCUGACGUCGCUUACCAUGAUGAACAUCGGGAAGACGGUGGACCGGGGGAGCGAGAAGCAGCUGGUCGGUGCCAUGUUUUCCGGCGCGGUGGUGCUCGGAAUUACGACGGGACAGGUUUUCACCCGGUUCCCGCCGUUUCGGCUGUAGUGCUGGGAAGUAGAUGCUGAUGUCCUCCUCGUGCAGCUGGGGGGAGAAUGUUCUCGGGUAGCACGAACAUGAACAUGAACUGGCUCAUCAAUCUGGACGAGGAUGAACAAACCGAAAUUCUUAAUCUGGUGAUUCUGACCGCUUUGGCAGAGCCACAAGCGAUAAACACCAAUUUUCAAGCAGCAAAGAGUGCUGCAACUCAGUACAGUCGUGCUACCUAGUUACUAGUAGUAGUGUAGAGUAGUUUAAGAAGUUGUUAACUUCUCCUGAACAUGGUGUCGUCAAUUCGACUCGACGAAGUGUAAGUAAUUGAGAAGAUGAAGGCGAACAAGAAAUUGGAAUUGCACAUGCCCUCCGUAGUUGUGCCAGCUCUCUUGUUAUCCUUGCGCAUAGAUCACGCUUGAUGUUGGCUAUGACCACUCCGAUCGCAAAAAUCCUCUUGUCACCCGCCCGAUGCAAGGGCCACGAGAAAUCUUACCCUAAGACACACAUUGGUAGUCCCACCCCAAGUGCAUGUGGUGCGCUCUAUGAUGAAGAAAACAAAUACAAAACUACAUAGAGUAGUUGAGCGACAUUCAUUCCAAUGAAGACGACCCCCUAGCCCUACUUACCCCGCAAGCACCGCAUUCAACGGUGAUCGAGAUAUCUUAAUCUUCGACCAAAGAAGAAUACAUGAUGGCCUGACCACACCAUCUCGUUUGUGACCGCAUUGAAAACGCGC
Messenger RNA from Amoebophrya sp. A120, 3622 nucleotides. NCBI's taxonomy places the organism in Eukaryota, Dinophyceae, Syndiniales, Amoebophryaceae. The record is from the annotation of a GenBank genome assembly.